UGACGCAACCUGACGCGUAAACGGGUAUCGGAGCUGUGGUCGAACAGAUGAGGUUUUAUAUCUUCGAAAAUGUCGACUGCCAUGAAUUUUGGAACCAAGUCGUUCACGCCGCGACCUCCGGACAAGGGCGCGUUUCCUCUAGACCACUUCGGGGAAUGUAAAGUGUUCAAGGAGAUAUUCAUGAAGUGCUUGAAAGAAAACAAAUACGACAGUUCUGUGUGCCGGAUGCAGUCCAAAGACUACCUGGAAUGCCGAAUGGAAAGGAACCUGAUGGCAAAAGAGCCACUGGAGAAACUGGGGUUUAAGGACUUGAUGGAGAAACCUAAUAAUAAAGCAAACAAGCAAAGGGAAACCAAAUCGUCAACAGAGGAGCCCUAGCUGGGAAAGUGAACCCUGAACUCAGUAAAAUGCUGUACUUUCCAGUAAUCCCUGUGGUUACGCUGAUGACGAUUCAUGAGAACAAAGACUGUUUUCGCCGUUAUGUAUAUAAUGCACAUUCUGUUUUAAUAAGACUGGAGCCCUGUAUAUAAACAUACCUUCUGGGCACAUCCAUGGGAUUCAAAUUCAAAACAGCAGACAAACCAUUGGUCUAAGUGGGAAUAUUAAUAGUGGGGGAGUCAAAUCACACACAGCAAGUGUAAAAACUGCAGUUAGGCCACAGAUUUAACUGAAUUCUUGCCAAAAAAACCCAAAACAAAAAGCAAACUUCAGUGAAGGUUAACAAAGGGGAAUAUUUUAUAUAUAGACAAGGAUUCCAUAUGUACAAUAAGUUGUUAAAGGGGA
This is a messenger RNA of Scleropages formosus (Asian bonytongue), 783 nucleotides long. RefSeq names its product cytochrome c oxidase assembly factor COX19 (gene cox19). NCBI's taxonomy places the organism in Eukaryota, Metazoa, Chordata, Actinopteri, Osteoglossiformes, Osteoglossidae. The record is from RefSeq and is a predicted model, not a curated record. Bases 70 to 378 code for a protein of 102 amino acids. Gene Ontology annotation, biological process: mitochondrial respiratory chain complex IV assembly. The transcript has 3 exons. Gene Ontology annotation, cellular component: mitochondrial intermembrane space.